Messenger RNA from Nymphalis io (European peacock), 949 nucleotides. RefSeq names its product ATP synthase subunit s, mitochondrial. Lineage: Eukaryota; Metazoa; Arthropoda; Insecta; Lepidoptera; Nymphalidae. The record is from RefSeq and is a predicted model, not a curated record. Bases 87 to 686 code for a protein of 199 amino acids. The transcript has 4 exons.
AUUUAAUUGUUGUCAAGUUUUCAUUUUUGAGUGACAGCAAAAUAUUUUUAUUUUGGUAACGAUUAGUAUUAACGCAUCUUUGAAAAAUGUAUAAAUUACGACCUGUGAUCAAUAAUCUUCAUGAUAACUUUAGACGUAAAGCAAUCCCGGUGAGAUCAUUUUGGGAAUAUGUUAAUAUGAUGUUUAAUAAACCGGAUCCAGAGCGUAUAAAAACACUAGGACCUGAUAGAGCAUGUGCCGAAUGGGUUCUUCGCAAUGGAGGCAAAAUUAUUUGGUCUGAUGGAAAAAAACUUGAAGACUAUAAUUCGCUUCCUCCAGAAGAACAAUCUGUGCCAAAAAUAGUAGCUAUAGAUGGGUCUGAUUCAUCCAUUUCCCAUUAUGGUUUUCCACAUUUAAGUGGUUGCACAAUGUUAGAGAAAAUUAUACUCCAUAAUAACAAAUAUAUAGAUGACAGAGCAAUGAAAGGACUUGCAUAUGGUGACGCUACUCUCAAAUAUGCACAAGUUUCAGAAUGUGUAAACGUGACUGACAUAGGAUUGAAAGAAAUUAGGGUUUUAACAAAACUAAACACCCUAGUCCUAUUUAAAUUGUCAAGUGUAAAUAACUUGGAUGAUUGUAAACAGUAUCUCCAGUCUCAACUGCCAAGUUGCAAAAUACUAGGCCAAGAAGAGCAGGUUAAGUGUUAAAUGAAUGGAUUAAAUGAAGAAAAGCUUGUAUACUAAAAUCUAAAUUGCUUUUGUAGUCAUGUUAAUUAAGAAAACUAUUUAUAGUAAUUAUAAUCUUUAAUAAUUAACAAUUUAUAUUAUUUUACACCUUUACCAACAGCAGAACUAACAUCAUUAUAACCAUCUUUUAAUAACAACUGAGCUAGUUCCGAUUUAAUCUUGGUAACAACUGGAGGACCGUGAUAAAUGAGCGCCGUAUAUAUUUGCACGACACUUGCCCCAGC